Dromiciops gliroides (monito del monte) is the source of this 894-nucleotide messenger RNA. RefSeq names its product probable G-protein coupled receptor 141. Gene Ontology annotation, cellular component: membrane. The transcript has a single exon. The record is from RefSeq and is a predicted model, not a curated record. Gene Ontology annotation, molecular function: G protein-coupled receptor activity; oxysterol binding. Gene Ontology annotation, biological process: G protein-coupled receptor signaling pathway. Bases 1 to 894 code for a protein of 297 amino acids. Lineage: Eukaryota; Metazoa; Chordata; Mammalia; Microbiotheria; Microbiotheriidae.
AUGGCGGUGUCCAAUAUGACCAUCCAGCUCAAUGUGUCCAAUGGCACCCUGGAAAGCCCAGCCCAUUGCAAUGACCACUGCAGGAAGGUUCUGGCCACCCUCUACAGCCUCGUCUUGUUGGGAGGCACAGCCGGCAGCAUCUUGAUGUCCCAUGUCUUGUUGCAGAGGAAAUCCCAGUCCAUCAUCACUGUCAUCAUCGCCAACAUCGUGGUGCUCCACUCCAUCCUCCUGCUCAGUCUGCCAUUCCGCCUCAGCUAUUACUUUCUCUUGGAGUGGAAGCUUGGAUGGCUCACCUGCAGGGUCAUCAGCAGCAUGGUGUAUGCCCACAUGUACUUCACCUUUCUUUUCUACGUGGCCAUCAUUAUCAUCCGUCUCCUGAUUUAUUUUCAGAGGAUCCUCUUGCAGGAAUUGCAGAAGCGCCAUGCAAUAGCCUUGAGUGUUACCAUCUGGCUAGUGGGAAUGCUCAUUUUUUCCCUGGUUUUUCAGUUCCAAUAUGGUACCCAUAUUCACUCUUCUCAGCAUCACUGUUUUCACUUCUACCAAGAACUCAAUGACACAACUGUAGUCAUCAUCAAUUACUGCAUGAUUGUCAUCCUCAUGGUGACAGUCUUGGUCCUCUCCCUGAUUCAGCUGGUCAUCAUCACUCGACUGACAAAAUCCCUCUGGCCUGACAUGUUCACACACCAAGAGUUUCGAGCUCAGAUCAACAGUUUCUUUUUCCUGGUGGUGAUAGUUGUUUGUUUCCUGCCACAUCACGCCUUUCGGGUUUUCUUCAUUCACAGUUAUUUCCAGAACAAAACAUCCGAGUUAAUUUUGUACAAUGAAAUCUGUAUAGCUCUAACAACUGUCUGCUGCCUGGACAUGUUGUGCUUCAUAGCUGGAUUGGUCCAUUGA